Messenger RNA from Aspergillus niger, 948 nucleotides. RefSeq lists its product as hypothetical. Bases 1 to 948 code for a protein of 315 amino acids. The transcript is spliced from 7 exons. NCBI's taxonomy places the organism in Eukaryota, Fungi, Ascomycota, Eurotiomycetes, Eurotiales, Aspergillaceae. The record is from RefSeq and is a predicted model, not a curated record.
AUGAUUCGGCCUAGCAGAAAAGUGACAUUCUUCCUUGUUACUAUUGGAUCGGCAACAUCUCAUGCCUGGAUAGGUGUGGGGAUACUGGGGCUGGGUUGCCGAACGAUGAAAGGACAAAAGAGGGGGAAUCUCGGCACGCACGGGUCGUUCCCUCAACACUUCGACUUCCGUGCCGUGUCCAGCGGGAGUAUCCAUCCUGGCAAUGCUACGCUCUACAGGGCAUGCUUGUUAAAGACGUGCACUGUCAACACAAUGCUUGAUAUGGACUUGAUCUUCGGGGAGGACGGAUCUAGAAUUUCUAGCGCCCAGAACAAACUCAUUCUGUUCCCAGGAAGGCAAGUUGAAAAGCAAACGGACUGCGCUGAUCACCAUGAGAACAAUGAGAACCCGCAUCUUGCUCAUCGGGAGUGGAAUGGAGAUCCUUUAUCCGUUAAUGUAAAGUGCAGCCAUGGGAGAUAUUUCUACAUCGCUUCGAAUUUGGGAUGUCCUGAGGAGACCAUUCACCUGAUGAGUGACAGGGAACCCUCUCCCAGCAGGGGUGUUGAGGGCCAAAACAUGCCAGGCAGUCCACCUGCUGCUAUCUUGUGCAGUGGGCACGGCAUGCAGCCGGCUAUUCCUUUCACCAUAAGUUCAUUUUCAAUCGGAGUAGCACAAGAAACCGCUGCCUCAAGCCGCCCAUGGAUCGAUCCGAUGGAUCUUGAUUCCUAUCCUAUAGGAUCCAGCGUUAAGGACUCCAUACAAAGAUAUCCAGAAAGACUUCUGCGGAACAUGAUGAGCAAAAGAGCCAGACAAUCAGCCCUGGAAUACAGUCCUCUCCACAUGGCAGCAUUAAGACCUGGACCCGGGCUCCAUCGGCAGUUCGGACACCAUCAGCUUUCUCGUCAUUGGGCGGUUGUACUCAGUAGACGGUACUUUGUUAAGAAUCUUAUGCGUGGACCAGUCUUUUAG